GCCUCAAAGAAGAAGAGCACCUCCAGCUAGCGAUAACGACGAGUUGCUAACCCGUUUGCUCGACUUGACAGAACAAAGUAGCGCCCAGUGAUCCCGAGGAGAGACACGGUAGCCGCUGCCAGCGGGUCAUGCAGCUCUCUGAAAGGUAAUGAGCCGUAAAGCCCCGGGGUCUCGGCUCAGCGGCGCCCACAAACUGCAGCCACAGUGGAGUGACUGGGAGGCCAGCAGGGACAAGCACUCCUAUCGGUACUCUGAAUCGGCGAGUACCCAAAUAGUUGACAGUGUGUCAUCCAGCAAGGACGGAGUGAAGUCCAGAGAGCUUGGUUCAGGAACACUGUAUGACGUGUUACCCCCCAGCUGCCCCGAACAGCCAGCAGUGCCCAGUGAUGCCUACACUGCUGCAGAUCAACACCAGGAAGAGAGUGGAUAUGAAGCUCCUCAAGGUGUCUGUGAUGCUACUUUUGGUUGGAAGUCGCUGGGGCAAGAGUUGAGGCCCAAUGAUGUGACCACGGAUUUGACUCCUUUUCAGCACGGAAACCGUGCUUUAGCUUCCAAGGACAUGAGGAAAUCACAGGACAGAGGGGCUCACUCGGAGGAGACUCGGCUGGCCAACAUCCUGCGCCGAAUCUCCAGGGAGGACGACCGCGACCGCAGGUUGGCCACCCUCAAACAGCUGAAGGACUUCAUCAGCCACGGAGAGAGCAAAGUGACCCUCGUCAAACAGCUGGACUCCAUCCUCAGCAUCUUGAAUGACAUUUUGAACGAGAGCAGUAAGCUGCUGUGGGAGCUGCGUCAGGACGCCGCAGCCUGCCUUGGGAUCCUCUGCACAAUGCUCAGCUACGAGGCCGAGCGCAUCUUCAAGUGGCUCUUCCUCAAGUUGACCUCAAGUGGCCGUGAUGAGGUGAAGCUGUUGUACCUGGUGGCGGCGCAGCGUGCUCUGGAGGCUGCCGGGGAGAAGAAGGCCUUCUCUCACGUCAUGCAGCUGGUGAUGAGCAACCUGCAGGCCAUCCUGGAGAAUGUGGACACACCGGAGCUGCUUUGUCAAUGUGUAAAGUGUAUUCUCCAGGUGGCUCGCUGCUACCCGCAUGUCUUCAGCACCAACUUCAGGGACACCGUGGACAUCUUGGUGGGCUGGCACAUUGACCACACACAGAAGCAUGCUCUCACACAGCAGGUCUCAGGCUGGUUACAGAGUCUGGAGCAGUUCUGGGUGGCAGACCUGACCUUCUCCACCACCCUGCUGGGACAGUUCCUGGAGGACAUGGAGGCAUACGCUGAGGAUCUUGGCCAUGUGGUGUCAGGCGAGGUGGUGGAUGAAGACAUCCCCCCUCCCUCUGUGUCUCUGCCCAAGCUGGCAGCUCUGCUGAGGGUCUUCAGCACGGUGGUCCGCAGCAUCGGGGAGAGAUUCAACCCCUUCAGAGGUCCACCCAUCACUGAGUUCUACGUCAACGAUGUUCUGAACCGGGUCCUGGCUUGUGUUACCACAGCAAAGCAGGUCCAGUUCUCUGAAGCGGUUCUCACAGCAGGGAACGAGUGUGUGGGUGUCCUGCUGGCCAGUGUUGAGCCCUGUGGCCAGCUGAUGGAGACGGUCCUGACUUAUGGCCUGGACCAGCUGGACUGCUGCCAAGCCUGUGGCACGGACUACAGUCUGGCAGUGCUCAGUCUUCUCACUCUGAUUGUGGACCAAAUCAACACAAAGUUGCCCGUGUUCUUUGUUGAGAAACUGUUGGCACCUGACUCCAAGAUGCUGAAGCUGCGCUUCCACCGAGAGAAAGAGGUGAUGUCAGCAGUCCAUGGUGUGUACCAGGCACUGUUGGGCCUGAAGAACAUUCCAACUCUGGAAGCAGCUUAUAAAAUGGUACUGGGUGAGAUGGCAUGUGCCCUGUCCAACCUGAUGGCAACCCUCGAGCCCACUGAUGGGGUCCUGGUGCAAGAAAGCCCAUGCCCCACCAUCCAGCACCCUGCCUUCGCUUCGGUCACCCUUCCGCUGGAAAAGGCCCAGUUCACCCUCAUCUUCAACCUCAGCACCCUCACCACCAUCGGCAACACCAAGAACUCUCUCAUUGGGAUGUGGGCGCUGUCUCCUACCGUCUUCGCUCUUCUCAGUCACAACCUGAAGCUGGUUCACUCCGAGUUAGCAGUCUACUACCCUGCCAUCCAGUAUGCUGUACUCUACACCCUGUUCUCACACUGCACCAGACACGAUCACUUCAUCUCAUCCAGCCUGUCAACAUCUUCUCCCUCCCUGUUCGAUGGUGCUGUCAUCAGCACCGUCACCACUGCAACCAAGAAACAUUUCAGCACAUUGCUAAGCCUUCUGGGAGGUCUUCUUUCGAAGGAGCACCUGUACGCCGAGGCCAGGAGGCUGCUACUGACCUGGGCUCAGGAAGUCUGUGUGCUGAUGAAGAAGUCUGACACCUACAGCCCCCUGUUCUCCCUGCCCUCCUUCAACAAGUUCUGCAGGGGACUGCUGGCCAACGCUCUAAAUGAAGAUCAGAGUAUCUGCCUUCAGACCUGCCACAGUUUACAGGUCCUCUCCUCUUCUCUGUCCACUGAGCUGCUGCAGAGGUGUGUGGAUGUGUGCAGAGUUCAGUUGGUCAACUCAGCGGUGAGGGUGAGGCAGGCCUAUGGAAAGCUGCUCAAGACGAUCCCCCUGGAUGUAGCUUUGAGUAACCACUGCCACCCUGAGAUGAGGGAGAUUUCCCUCGCCAUCCGCCACCACAUGAGCCAAGCACCAAGCAGCACAUUCCACCCCCAGGACUUCAGUGACCUCAUCAGCUUCAUCUUGUACGGGGUCCUGCACCGUGGAGGGAAGGAUCCCUGGAUGGAACGUCUGUACCAUAGCUGCCAGCGCCUCGAGAAGCGGGAUGCAAGAGGUGGUGCUAACGGCAGCAGGCCGGGGGUCGUGCCCCGCGCACUGUUGAAAUCGGAGGUGGUGCUGUGGCAGUGGGCGGUGUGGGAGGCCGCACAGUUCACUGUGCUGUCCAAACUCCGAACGCCGCUGGGCCGAGCUCAGGACACAUUCCAGACCAUCGAAGGUAUGAUCCGGAGCUUGGCUGCCCACAGUCUGAAUCCGGAGCAGGAAGUUGCGGCUUGGGCUGGUGCGGGAAGCGACAGCGAUGGUCACCACUCCAAUCAGCUGCGCCUCGCCCUGCUGCUCCAGUACCUGGAGAACCUGGAGAAGCUCAUGUACAAUGCCUACGAAGGCUGUGCCAACGCCCUCCCCGCCCCGCCCAAGGGCAUCAGGACAUUCUUCUACACCAACCGUCAGACGUGCCAGGACUGGCUGACGAGGAUCCGCCUGGCACUGAUGAGGGUCGGUCUCCUGUCCGGUCAACCGGCAGUUACUAUUCGCCACGGCUUCGACCUGCUCACAGAGAUCAAGAACAGCAGCACCCAGGGUCCAGAGGUGGAGGUACCUCUGACCUUGCUGGUGGAGGCUCUGUGUGAGCUGCGUUGUCCCGAGGCCAUCCAGGGCCUGGCAGCCUGGAGCCCCGUCACCACUGGCAGGAGUCUGGGCUGGCUGUCCACCGUCGCCCUGCAGGCUGAGGGACGGUUUGAGAAGGCAGCUGUCGAGUAUCAGGACCACCUGUCUGCGGCUACAGGGAUGGACUGCAGCAUCAAGAGCUCUGUGUGUGCUCUGCUCAAACCCUCCUGCAACACCAGCAGCCCCAAGAACACCAGCAACGGCGACAGCAGGAAGACGGUGCUGCUGAAGUCCAGUGAGUGUUCUCCAGAGGUCAUCAACUUCCUGGCCAACAAAGUGUGUCAGUGUUACGUGGCCCUCUGCGAUUGGUCAUCGGUGAAGGAGUGGCAGGCCACUGUGCACACCCUCAAGCAGAACUCCAGCAGCCCUGUGAGCAUCAACCUGAGGACGGACUUCAACUUCAUCCAGGCUCUGAGCCGCUUCGAGGAGGGGGACCUGGCAGCGUGCGGGGCUCAGCUGGAGCUGCUGCCAGGGGAGGACUACAGUUCACUGAGCAGCAAGGACAAGCUGGAUCUGAAAAGGCUUCUGCCCUCCAUGAGUCCCGAUCCGACGGAGCUGCAGAGAGCCAUCGAGGUGCAGCUCCUUAGAAGCUCAGUGUGCGCCAUGACGAAAGCCAAUCAACAGCAGGAUCAGAGGACCACAGCCAAUCCGGACACGUUGGUGCGCUGCCUGAAGCAGACUGGACGGAUCUGCCUGGGACCUCUGCGCCUGUCCACCCUGACUCUGUCCGACGCCCUGCCUACCCUGCCCACCCUGCAGCUGCACUGCACCGCCACCCUGGAGAACACCCUCACAGGACAGGAGGACUGUGUGAUUCCCCUGUGCAGCGAGGUUCUGAGCUCUUGUAAGCAGCAGGACAUCCAGCCUUUCCUCCAGGCCCUCAGAUACACCUUGUUCCAGAGACAACUGCUCCACACACUCAAAGGUUACUCUUCCUCCAUAGAUGGACAUCUAGUGGAGCUCUGUCUGACGGCCGUCAAAUUUGCCCGGAAGAAGGGGAACAUUGCCCUGGCGACCCGCCUGCUCAGCCAGUGCAGCGACGGGACGCGAGAGGAGAAGCAGCAGGACGAGCUGAGCCAGGCCUUCAGGCGUCUGACUCUGGAGGGCACCCUGGGGGAGACGUGGGGAGCAGAGCUGCAGAUAGAAAAGGCCAAAGUCCUCCGAACCGCAGGCCAGUCCCUGACGGCCAUGGAGAUGUUGAGCGCUGCCGCUCUGUCCUACUGCAGCGUGGAGAAGAAUGAAGGUGCCGCCUGCCGCUCACUGCUGACUCUCUGCAGAUGGCUGUUGGCCGACUGGAAGGACAUGACCCCACAGCUCAAACAGGUUGUAAAGAAGUCAGGUACGGUCAAUUCGUCCAAUGCUGCAAGCAGCAUGUCGCCUCUGAGCUGGAACAUCGCUGCUCUGAUAGAGCUCCCACUGGAGGACCAAGGCAUUCCCCACAUCACUGCUGAGACGUCAGUGAGUGUCGGUGUUGGGGAGCCAGACUUCGUGUUGGGACAACUCUACCAGCUGUCCACCAGCCUGGCUCCAGAGGUGGCCAAGUCCUGGGCAGCCCUGGCCAGCUGGGCGUACCGCUGGGGCAGGAAGGUGGUGGAUAAUGCCAGCCAAGGGGAGGGGCUGCCUCUGCUCGCUGGGGAGAAGAAGGAAGUGGAGGAGCUGCUACCAGCAACCACCAGUGAAGAAGAUAAGGAAACCAUAUUUAGCAUUCUAGGACAAGCCAUGUGUCGUCCCACUGGCAUACAGGAUGAGGACAUGGCUCUACAGCAGGAGGACGAUGAGGACGACAUGGUGGAUGUCAUCUGGCGACAGCUCACUGGUUCUUGUCCCUGGCUUGCGGAGGCCGGCCAGCCCGUCACAGAUGGUCUGAUCCGAGUGUGGAGACAGGUUGUGGACCGCAUCUUCGGCCUGUACCGGGUCUCCUGCCAGGCCUACUUCACCUUCCUCAAGCUGAAUGCUGGACAGGUCCCUAUAGAUGAGGAUGACCCGAAACUCCUGCUGUCCUAUCACAACAGCAAACAGAGCAACGACGAUGUGAUCGUCAUGGCAACCCUGCGUCUCCUCCGUCUGCUGGUGAAGCAUGCUGGUGAACUGAGGGAGGGGCUUGAGCUGGGCUUAGCCUCAACCCCCACAGCGCCCUGGAGGGGUAUCAUCCCCCAGCUCUUCUCCCGUCUCAACCACCCGGAGGCGUACAUCCGGCAGAGUAUCUGUAGUCUGCUGUGUCGAGUGGCCCAGGACUCCCCACAUCUGAUCCUCUACCCAGCCAUCGUGGGCUCCCUCUCCCUCGGGGGGGAGGCUCAGAGCGCAGGGAGCAAGCUGCCGUCAGCUCUGCCCUCCUUCCUGGGCAGCAUGCAGGGAGAGGACCUGGGUGGGGAGGAGGAGGAUCAGCCAGAGGAGGUCGGACAAGGAGGAGCUCCGGAAGAGCUGGUCACGUUCUGCUCCAGUCAAGACCAGGCCAUGAUGCAGGACUGUUACAGCAAGAUCGUGGAGAAGCUGUCGCUGGCCAACCCCACCAUGGUGAUUCAGGUCCAGCAGCUGGUGGCUGAGCUGCGGAGAGUCACCUUACUGUGGGAUGAGCUGUGGCUGGGCGUGUUACAGCAGCAACACAUGCACGUCCUGCGCAGGAUCCAGCAGCUGGAGGACGAGGUCAAGAGGGUGCAGAACAACAACACGCUGCGCAGGGAUGAAAAAAUAGCCAUAAUGCGCGAGAAGCACUCUGCCCUGAUGCGUCCCGUGGUCUUCGCCCUGGAACACGUGUGCAGCAUCACAGCGACUCCCGCGGAGACGCCGCAUGAGACCUGGUUCCAGCAGACCUACGGUGAUGUCAUCACCUCAGCCCUGGAGCGCCUGAGAAACCCGGCCAACCCGGCCAACCCCGCCAGCAGCUGGCUGCCUUUCAAACAGAUCAUGAUGAGCCUGCAGCAGCGUGCUCAGAAGAGAGCCAGCUACCUGCUCCACCUGGAUGAGAUCAGCCCUCGCCUGUUGUCCAUGACCACCACGGAGAUGGCCCUGCCAGGAGAGGUGUCCGCAUCAGACGCCGUCACCAUUCAGAGUGUUGGCAACACCAUCACUAUCCUGCCCACCAAGACUAAGCCCAAAAAACUCUUCUUCCUGGGGUCCGACGGACACAACUACCCGUACCUGUUUAAAGGUCUGGAAGAUUUGCAUUUGGACGAGCGCAUCAUGCAAUUCUUGUCGAUCGUCAACACAAUGUUCACCAAGAUCAACCAGCAGGAGCAGCCACAUUUCCGCGCCCGCCACUACUCCGUCACGCCCCUGGGAACCCGGUCGGGGUUGAUCCAGUGGGUGGAUGGAGCCACGCCUCUCUUUGGUCUCUACAAACGCUGGCAGCAGAGGGAGGCUGUGUUGCAGACUCAGAAGGCCCAAGACUCCUUCCAGCAGCAGCCAGUGCCUCCAGUACCCCGGCCCAGUGAGCUGUACUACAGCCGCAUCGGGCCAGCACUGAAGGCGGUGGGGCUCAGUCUGGACGUGACCCGACGGGACUGGCCUCUGAGCGUGAUGAAGGAGGUGCUGAAAGAGUUGAUGGAGGCCACGCCCUCCAACUUGCUGGCCAAGGAGUUGUGGUGUUCCUGCACCACGCCCAGUGAGUGGUGGAGGGUCACUCAGUCCUAUGCCAGAUCCACUGCCGUCAUGUCGAUGGUGGGAUACAUCAUUGGCCUGGGUGACCGUCACCUGGACAACGUGCUGAUUGACAUGACCACUGGAGAGGUGGUGCACAUUGACUACAACGUGUGCUUUGAAAAAGGCAAAAGCCUGCGGGUGCCGGAGAAGGUGCCAUUCAGGAUGACCCACAAUAUUGAGACUGCUCUGGGAGUCACUGGGGUGGAGGGUAUCUUCAGGCUGUCCUGUGAACAGGUGGUUCAAAUGAUGCGCCGGGGCAGAGAGACUCUGCUGACUCUGCUGGAGGCCUUCGUCUACGACCCCCUGGUGGACUGGACCGCUGGGGGGGAGGUGGGCUUCGCCGGUGCCGUGUACGGAGGGGGAGGCCAACAGGCCGACAGCAAGCAGAGCAAGAGGGAGAUGGAGCGAGACAUCACACGCUCGCUGUUCUCCUCCAGGGUGGCCGAGAUCAAGGUGAACUGGUUCAAGAACCGUGACGAGAUGCUGGCAGUGCUGCCGCAAGUGGAGGAGGGCGUGGAGGAGUACUUGGUCCUCCAGGAGCUGCUCUGCCAGGGGGAGAAACUCCAGGCCAAGCUGCAGGAGGAGAUCAGCUUUCUGGAAGGGGCGGAGAACCACCCGGACCACCUCAUCCUCACCCUGGAGCAAAGGUAUUCUGAACACACUCAGCUGCAGUCGCGGCAGCGCACGGUGCAGGAAGCCAUCCAGAACAAGCUGGCCGACCUAGACCAGUGGAUCUCUCAGUACCAGGCGGCGUUCGCCAACCUGGAGGCCACCCAGCUGGCCAGCCUGCUGCAGGACAUCAACAGCCCCAUCGAUCUGGGUCCUCCGAGCUAUGUGCCAGCCACAGCCUUCCUACAGAACGCGGGCCAGGCCCACCUGAUCAGCCAGUGCGAGAGCCUGGAGGCGGAGUUGAGCUCCCUGCUGCAGCAGCGUCGUGGGGCCCUUCAUGGCUGUCUGGAGCAGCUGCACAGCUAUGCCACAGUGGCCCUGCUCUACCCACGUGCCACUCUGCUGCUGCACCGGGCCCACCAGUGGAAGACCUGGUUGGAGGAGCUGCUCAGAGACAUGACGGUGGAACACUGCCAGCACUUGUACAGACAAUACGAGGUGCAGUUUGCCCCCAAGCUUCCUGCGGCCUCUUGCCAGUUCCUGUCCAGUGUGGAGUUGACUCUGCAGCACCAAGUGGCCGACACCAAUGAGUGCGUGAUGCACCAAGCGGAGCGACUCAAGGCCGAGGGUACGACUGUGGCUGACUGCGAGGAGCAGCUGCAGGAGAUCGAGCACUGCAUCACAGUGUUCUUGAGGGAGAACGGAGAACCGGGAUCCCUUAGCCUCGCUGGAAUCAUCACAUCCGCCCUCUGUACACUCUGCAGGCGGAACCUGGUGAUGGAGGGGGCAGCGGCCAGUGCCGGGGAGCAGUUGGUGGACCUGACCUCUCGGGAUGGGGCGUGGUUCCUGGAGGAGCUCUGCAGUAUGAUGGGAAAUGUCAGUGCCCUGGUGACACUGCUACAACACUGCCCACUCCUGCCCCACGACCUGGAGCUGCCUGCGCCUUCAACCACCACACAGGCUGUGUACCUGGCCAAUGCUGUGUACACCUGCUUACAGGAGCUGAACACCAACUUCCGACAGAUCAUCUUCCCAGAGGCUCUGCACUGUAUGAUCAAAGGAGAGCCCACCCUGGAGUCCAUGUUGGCCGAGCUGGAGCAGCUGGUGGAGCAAAGCUCUGACGGUCUGGGCCUGCUUGGCCUGGCCGACAGCCUGCAGGCCUCCACUGGCCUGGACCCCGACGGGCACAACCACUGCUUCCACAUCUCCAGGAUGCUGCGUGCUCAGUACUCUGAGCUGAUCCAGCCUCGCAGCCUGGAAGGACCAGGCCAGGACACACCCAAGAUGUCUGCGGGCCAGAUGCUGUUGGUGGCCUUCGAUGGCAUGUUCACGCAGCUUGAGACGGCCUUCGGGCAGCUCACAGAGAAGCUGAGUUCUCUGGAGGUGCCGUCAGCUUGGAGGAAGGUGGAUGUUCUGAGGGAGGCCCGGGCUACACAGCUCCACUUCUUUGAUAGUCCGACUCAGCGACAGCUGAUGGAAGAGGUCUUCUUCCUCAAGAGACUUCACACCAUCCGGGAUUUCUUCAGGCUCUGCUCCUCCUUCGCUCAGACUCUGUCUGGUACGUGUCCCUCAGCCGAGGACCUGUUGCCUACAAAUGGACCCGUCGGUUUGGGGAAGCCACUGUACCAGCGGCCCAGUCCAACAGGGCCUGGUGUGGCCAUGGUGAGCGAGGAGCAGAUGACCCGGCCCAUCAAGGCCUUCACAGCAGAGUUUGUCCGCCAGAUGCUCAUGGGCCUGCCCAGCCACGCCCUCAGCCUGGCCCUCUGCAGCAGCAUGUCUGCCCUUGGCCUGGACGUCGUCACCCAGGUGGAGGCAAAGGACUUUGGUGCAGAGAGCAAGGUGUCCCUGGAUGAGCUGUGUAAGAAGGCAGUGGAGCAGAGCCAGGCAUCGGGCAGGGUCUCCCAGCUGCUGCUCAACAGAGCCACGGUCCUGGCAUCCUCCUACGACACGGCCUGGAAGAAAGUGGACCUGCUGAGGAGGCUGGAUGGCAACCUGGAGGCUGCCAAGGCCAGUCUGCAGAGGAGCCAGCUGCACAUUGCAAUGUUCCAGUGGCAGCACGAGGACGUUCUGAGCCCCAACAAUCAGCCAAUCAGCGUCAGCAUCCCUCCUCGCUCCAUCAUCCUCAGCAACAUGAAGAAGAAGCUGUACAAGCUCAGUCAGGACGAGGGAGCGAUCGUCGCCAUCCAGGAGAAGCUGGCGUCUCUUGAAGCCAGCAUCGAGCAGCGUCUGAAGUGGGCCGGCGGAGCCAACCCAGCUCUGGCCCCCGUCCUGCAGGACUUUGAGAUGACGAUCAGGGAGAAACGUGGCAUUGUGGCCCGGGAGAACCAGCGCACCAGCCAGGUCACUUUCUUAUGCUCCACCAUCCUGAACUUUGAGGGUCUUCGGACACGAUCCCCUGAGGCCCUCAACAUGGACGCGGCGCUGUUUGAGCUGCUGAAGCGCUGCCAGCAGACCUGCUCCUACUCUGCCCAGUUCAGCAGCGUGGUGUCUCCACUGGAGCUGCAGCUUCUGCACAGACUGAGUCCACUGCGGGACCUGCCCAUAGGCAGCCCCGAUUGGCUGAGCUGUGCCCAGAGGCAGCUGGAGGAGGAGCUGAGCGCCGAGCAGAGGACCCAGGAGGAGCGAGACCAGCAGCUGGAGUCCUGCGGGGAGACACUGCAGCUCCUGGUCGACUCCAUUAAAACCAUCCUCUCCAACCACAACCGCCAACUGGCCGAUGUCAAACACCUGCUGAGAGCCAUGGCUAAGGACGAGGAGGCGGCGAUGGCAGAUGGUGAAGAGGUGGCCUACGAGGGCAGCGUGCGCCUCUUCCUGUUGGAGUACAAAGCGUGGCAGGACAACAUCCAGCUGGUCUUGUUCACCGUGGUCCAGGCCAGUGGGCAGCCUCGCAGCCAGGAGCAGGUGGAACUGCUGGAGGAGAUCCCUGCUACUCUGAAGGAACUGCACUGCCAGAGCCAGAGUGUGUACAAUGGCCUGGUGGGCUUUGCCUCCCCGCUGGUGACGGACAGAGACGGUGAAUGUGCCAGUCCUGUUUUGGCAGCACAGACGAGCUUUGCAGCAGCUGUGAGGUGCAGUGGGGUGAAGACCCAGCCGGACUCCAUGUCCCAGAAUGCACGCAAGGGUCUGCAACGUAACCUCGGAACCCCCACCGACACCCCCCCCAGCACUCUGCUGAUGAACAGCAGAGGCCUCAACCCCAGCCCCAAGAGGGCCGUGCGGGACCCAAAGACCGGACGGGCCGUGCAGGAGAGGAACUCGUACGCGGUCAGCGUGUGGAAGAGAGUGAAGGCCAAGCUGGAGGGUAGAGACGUGGACCCCAACCGGAGGAUGAGCGCCACGGAGCAGGUGGACUUCGUCAUCAAGGAGGCCACCAACAUUGACAACCUGGCCCAGCUGUACGAGGGCUGGACAGCCUGGGUGUGAACGCUAUACUUCUUCAUGUCUUUGGUCCAGCGAAGGCUUGGAGAUCCACCAGAGUCCAGCGGGUCUGGGGCGUCGGAAACAGCAGCACCGGGCCACACUGCGGCGAGGAAGUGGGGAGCGGAUGCUUAGUCUGCCCUCCCACAUUCCUGGGCACCCAAACUGGGGCAGCGACCUUGUGGCACCACUGCAACCACACUCCCCCAACCCUCGGCGAUGGGGUUACAACGCUUAGUGGGCCUGCGGCCCCCGCCUUUGACCAAGCGAAGCAGUGCGGAAUGGGGGAGGGGGGAAGGAGGGCAAAGGCCCCGCCUCACACUCGACUUGGAGAAACCUUCCCCCCUCACCUGCAUAGCUCACUAUCAAGUUGUCCCCACAAACAUCAGUGAUCCUGGUGAGGCCGGAUGAAGCCGCGGGAGUGGGUUCCCUCUGAAGCACACAGCCGACGUGCUGUGGGUAGGACUUCACGGGGGCUGCAGCUCGGAGGGAUUAGGCGUUUAGGUGGCCACUUGUUUUUCUCUUAUUGUUUCCUCAACAGCCUUGUGCUUCUGAUUGGCCAGUGGGUGACAUGGUGGGGCAGCAGUGAUCAGAACCAGGUUCACUCCAACCUGACAUCAGAACAAAUCAAAGUAGAAAGAAUCAAACCGUUCCUGGAUUGAUGAACAGUGAAGACUCUGACACAUCUCUGAGGUGAUGUCUCGUGUCAGCGAUGAAAAGACGAAGUGGAAUUGUUUUGUCAGAAGGCUUAUUUGAACUCUGUCAUGUGAAAUGUUUGAGGACGGCUCACGUGAGCGUCGACUGGACACGUACAGGUGAAGAACCUCCGAUUCUUUUUUUUUCUUCAGUGUGCAUCUGUUGUGCUUUGUAACUAUCUCCAGUCCCUGUUCACUCCCCGGCCCUGUUGCUAGCAUUUUAUUAACCCUGACUGUCUAGUUUUACAUUUUUAGUGGGGCAAAUUCUGUUUUUGGUGAUGGUACAAAAUGUGAAUUCUUAAAGCUUUUAUUGGAUUUUGUUGGAUGCCAAAUAAACAUGGAAGUAAGAGUGGA
Molecule: messenger RNA, 12201 nt
Organism: Scophthalmus maximus (turbot)
Lineage: Eukaryota; Metazoa; Chordata; Actinopteri; Pleuronectiformes; Scophthalmidae
Gene: smg1
Product: SMG1 nonsense mediated mRNA decay associated PI3K related kinase
Exons: 65
Coding region: 149-11158 (3669 amino acids)
Biological process (GO): nuclear-transcribed mRNA catabolic process, nonsense-mediated decay; phosphorylation
Cellular component (GO): nucleus
Molecular function (GO): protein serine/threonine kinase activity; protein binding
Source: RefSeq, a predicted model, not a curated record